This is a messenger RNA of Symbiodinium necroappetens, 603 nucleotides long. The record is from the annotation of a GenBank genome assembly. Lineage: Eukaryota; Dinophyceae; Suessiales; Symbiodiniaceae.
AGGCCCCUGCCCGCCGGACCACUGCCUUUGGCGGGCAAGAGGGAAGACAUCUACUUCCCUACAGGAGAAUCGCUGGGCUUGAAGUUGCGCAACGGUGCUGGAGCCCUGGAGGCGAAGCGUCGACUGCGCCGAAGUAAGGAGGGCGUGGAGCUUUGGGUCAAGACUCUGCACGAAGGUUGUACAGCUGCCUCAUCGCAUGGCCCGCGCCUAGAGCUCGAUGCCGCAAAGGAGCUGGAGUUGGCACCAGAGGAAGUCGAGACUCUCGGAAGUGCGGAGCUGCCGAUGUUGGUUCGGUGCCGCAAGAGGCGCAGGAUCACGGACUUCGGUGAGGAGGUUGACUGCGUUUUCAUCGCCGAAACGGGUCUGUCCGUGGUGCUUGCAGAAAGAUACCGGAGCAUCUCUGUGGAGUCACCGCGACUGGAGGACAUCGGCCCCAUUGUGCAGCAGCUGGGGCCGGUUCCGGAAGGAGCCAUUGUGGCCGGCUAUCCUGCCAUCAUUCAGGCUGUUGCGGACCGUGCACGUGCAGCGCUGCGCGGUGAGAGAGAAGCGCAAAGCUCGCCGACAGCACCUGAAACAGGACCUGGAAAUGCUGGAGAUGCAUAG